AUGACAAAGAACAUGUUACAAACAAGGAGUGUGAAUCUUUUGUUUUUGACAUCAGAUCUUAUGUUCAGACAGAUCACAUGUCUUCCUGUGGUGGUGUUAGUCAGUGGUAUAUCUUGGCUAUUUAGUGCCUGGGGCUCCAACAUACUCUGCAGUGAACCCCACAAUCUGACAUUCUUCUUGAAUCCUCCACAAGGGAAAUGGGAACAGCUUUCAAAGGUUUUAAGCUGGAAGUUUUCUUCUGUCACUAAAAGAGCGCUGAACUCUGAGCAGCUGAGAAUGCUGGCCGACAAACUUCUUGUUCAAGAAGCCCAAGGUGACCGUGAAGGACUCUUCCACUGGUAUACAUUUUUUAAACUCUAGGAAGGAUGAAUGAAAAUCUAAGAUUGUACAACAGCAUGUCAGUGAAGACCACGGGUUGGACAUGAUCGUAUGUGUUCUGUCAGGAUUUAGGCUUUGAACUGGUAGAGAAUGUGGGUAGAAAUACAAAGGUCAUAGGCUGGAUUCCCAGAGAACUGAUAAAGUGUAUACCUUGAAUGCACAGUAAGUUGUUUAGAAUAAAAUACUUGCUAUUAUAAGGAAAAUAAUCUUGCUAUUGUGCUAGACAUGCCUCACUGUUACUGUUGCACGUGUAUAUAUCAUCUUGCACCGUUUCAGCUAUGAGCAUGACUUCUGCUGAUUGUUUAGAUUAUUGUGAUAUUACUUCCUUACUUUUUUUUCUAGUCAGAAUUUGUGUUGCAUGUAUUUUUGUCCACUGUAAUUAUAAUGUACGAGUAAAAUUACACCCUUUUAAUUACUAACACAAUUUUAUUCAUUAUUGCACAUCAAAAAUGAAUCUUUAUAUACCAUUGCUUUAAUAGAACAUGAACACACACUGACUUUAGUCAGCCAGAUACAAUCUAAUAGAAAUCAGCAAGAAAUAUGUGCUUCAACGAAUACUGAAUAAUGCUAAAGUGUCUUUAAAGUAGUUUACAUUCAUUUACUUUGACAUGAACUAGAUUUUUGUCCAACUAACUGACUUCAAGUGUUUGGUCCGGGUGAACAGGUUUGACAUCAUCUUUCCACUGCUAAAACAAUAGAAUACACUUACAGUAUUGAACACUUCAUAAAGUAUACAUAAAUGCACAGGUGGGAGUCUAAAGGAGUUUUUAAUUGUAUCUGAUAAUGAUUUAAGCUGGUGUUGACGAUUUACAUUAAAUAUAGUUUAUCAUUUUAGUAUUAUUUUAAUAUUAUGUCCUCUGUUCUUGGGGUAAAUCUUCAACCUUGCCCUCUGAAUGCUAUAUUUGGGAUUCUUGACCCCUCACUUGCACUUAACCCUACACAAAAGGACAUCAUAGCUUUCACAUCCUUGCUAGCAAGAUGCUUAUUAUUGUUACAUUCGAAGUCUGUUAAAUAUCCUUCUAUCUCCCGUUGGCUCAGAGACGUCAUGUAUUUUUUAAAACUUGAGAAAAUUAAAUACACGUUGAGAGGAUGUACAGUCAAAUUUUUCCAUAAAUGGCAACCCUUUAUUUCCUAUUUCACUAAUUUAGUGGUACUACCCAAUUGAAUGUGUGCCUGUUAUUGUUGUACUGUUUGUACUGCAUAAAGAACCAGUAAUAUGUGUGUUGGUCGUGGUGAGCUGAGUCGGGGAGUGGGUGGGGGGUUGUUCAUUGUUUAAUACACGGUACUCUGUGAUCUAAUUUUUUUCUUAUCAGUGUUUUUAUUUUGUUCUUUAUUUUUUAUGUGUAUACGUGUCCGUGUACAUAUGCAUAUAUGUUUAAAAGAAAAAGGUAAGGAGGGGGGAAAGAGGAAAAGAGAUAAAUUGUAUUUGUGAAUGGAGAUAUUGUUUUUUUUCUUUUUUUCUUCUCUCAAUAAAAAAAUAAUAAUGAAUAUAUAUAUAUAUAUAUAUAUAUAUAUAUAUAUAUAUAUAUAUAUAUAUAUAUAUAUAUAUAUAUAGUUUAGAAUGUGAUUUUUAUAACUUUCUCCUUCCUGUUAUCCAGUAUACUUUUAUUUUUGAUCACUUUUGUUCUAAGAUUAACAUUGUGCACUUUCUCUGUGUGUAAUGUUACGUCCAGUGACGUUGUCUUGUGUUUGUACUGUGCUGGUGAAUGUUCUCUCUCUCUUUCUUUCAUGCAGCACUCCAAAUCGUCCGCAGCUGAUGCUAAUUAGCAGGAGCGUGGCUUUUCUUUUGGCAGCCUGUAUAAAGCAGCAAAGAGACUGGGAUUGACAGGAUUCCCUCUCCAGCUAUCCCAGACAUUGUUGUGUGAACUGCUGUUGAAAAGAGAACUUAUAUUCUGUUGCAAAAUAUGAGUGCACUUAAGAAUACAUAGUCCAUCUUUCUGAUAAUAGGCCUACAAUAAAGACUAACAAAAAUAACUAUCUUUGGCAGUGGUUAAAAUGUUCAAAUAAUGAGGUGUGAUUAAAUAAAAGUGAUAUGCAUGUAAAAAAAAAUGCAUGCAAACUUAAA
Messenger RNA from Cyprinus carpio (common carp), 2443 nucleotides. RefSeq names its product signal transducer and activator of transcription 1-like. Lineage: Eukaryota; Metazoa; Chordata; Actinopteri; Cypriniformes; Cyprinidae. The transcript has 5 exons. Gene Ontology annotation, biological process: type I interferon-mediated signaling pathway; cell surface receptor signaling pathway via JAK-STAT; defense response. The record is from RefSeq and is a predicted model, not a curated record. Gene Ontology annotation, molecular function: DNA-binding transcription factor activity, RNA polymerase II-specific; RNA polymerase II cis-regulatory region sequence-specific DNA binding. The coding region runs from base 1 to 360 and encodes 119 amino acids.